This is a messenger RNA of Actinia tenebrosa (Australian red waratah sea anemone), 1365 nucleotides long. RefSeq lists its product as uncharacterized. The record is from RefSeq and is a predicted model, not a curated record. NCBI's taxonomy places the organism in Eukaryota, Metazoa, Cnidaria, Anthozoa, Actiniaria, Actiniidae.
AAAACAGCUCACAUCCAAAAUGGGAAACCAUUGAUAAUUGUGUUAUGGAAUGAUGAGGAGCAAGAAUCUUUAAGGGCUGUCCAAGAGUGCACAGAGUUUAUAAAUGCCAACUGUMACAUUUGUCCCAUAAAAUAUGGGAYAACAGACCACAGAAAGCUGACCAGAGAAUUUAGACUUAUGGGGUAAGACAACUGUUCCCAGGGCAUUUUCAUGCUAACUAGAGUUGGUAGCAUGUUUGUGCCCUUGGAAAGCCUGACAGAUUUCCCUGUGUCAAGAUCUCAGUUGAAUGCUACCAUACAAAGGGGACUUGAAGCCUUUCAGGCAAGAAGGACAAAUUGUGAGAACAAGACCAGGGGGCCGGUGCAACUGAGUCUACAGAUGGACCAAGCAACAGGUCCUGCCGCUAGCAACACAGAAGCCCAGGCUGCAGCAGGUCCUGUCGCUAGCAACACAGAAGCUCAGGCUGCAGCAGGUCCUGUCGCUAGCAACACAGAAGCUCAGGCUUUACGACAAGCAAGGAGAAAUAGGGUGGGCCAAGAAGCAACGGAUGGGGUCUUCGUGAAGGCAAAGUGUGGAGGCAAAACAUUCACAAGAAGUUUUAAUACAGGCUCAUGUUAUCAAGAAGUAUAUUGGUUGCAGAGAGGACCUGCCUCAUCAAGAGAGAUGAGAAAAUCUCCCAGAGUGAAACAGUUGUUGUUUCUGAGGUGACUCAAGAACAAGAAUUCGGAAAAAUACAUACAACUGUAAGUACUUUCGUGCUUACUGAACAAUGGCAUUGAUAAUAUUACUGUCUUAUUUUCUUGAUAAAAGAGGUUUACAAAAACGAAGGACCUGUGGAGUUAUCGGCUGGACCUGACCUUUUGUAUGUAACAAGCAAUGUACUGUACCGAUCCCCUUAGCAUUGGGUUGUCGUAUGCAAAACCGAAGGACCGGUGGAGGUAUCGGCUGGACCUGACCUUUUGUAUGUAACAAACGAUGUAUUGUACCAAUCCCCUUAGCAUUGGGUUGUCGUAUGCAAAAACGAAGGACCGGUGGAGUUUAAUAGGCUGGACCUGACCUUUUGUAUGUAACAAACAUUGUACUGUACCAAUCCCCUUAGCAUUGGGUUGUCGUAUGCAAAAACGAAGGACCGGUGGAGGUAUCAGCUGGACCUGACCUUUUGUAUGUAACAAACAAUGUACUGUACCGAUCCCCUUAGCAUUGGGUUGUCGUAUGCAAAAACGAAGGACCGGUGGAGUUAUCGGCUGGACCUGACCUUUUGUAUGUAUGUUUGUAUGUUUUGUACCUUAUGUAACAAGCAAUGUACUAUACCUCCCCUAUAUAUUACUUUUACUAUUAUUAUUAGUUAUUAUUAUUAUAACUGUU